GGCUUCCUCCGCUCUCUCGCGAGAUCGGGCGAGGUUUCCGGUGUUGUGACUGCGGGGCCGUAAACAUGGCGGUGAGUCUCCGCGCCCGCUCGCUGAGGCACCUCCGCAUUCGAGGCCGGAACGACAGCGGCGAGGAAAACGUCCCCCUCGAUCUCAGCCGAGACCCUUCUGAUAACCUGAGAGAGAUUCUCCAAAAUGUGGCCAAAUUGCAAGGGGUUUCAAAUAUGAGAAAGCUAGGCCAUUUGAAUAACUUUACUAAGCUUCUUUGUAAUGCUGGUCAUACUGAAGAAAAGCUAGGUUUUACUUAUGAAGACAUCAUCAUAUGUUUGCGGUUAGCUUUACUGAAUGAAGCAAAAGAGGUGCGAGCAGCAGGGCUACGAGCCCUUCGAUACCUUAUCCGAGACUCCAGUAUUCUGCAGAAGGUGUUAAAAUUAAAAGUGGAUUACUUGAUAGCCAGGUGCAUUGACAUACAGCAGAGUAAUGAAGUAGAAAGGACACAAGCACUUCGUUUAGUCAGGAAGAUGAUCACUGUGAAUGCUUCAUUAUUUCCUAGUUCGGUUACCAAUUCCUUAAUAGCUGUUGGAAAUGACGGCCUUCAGGAGAGGGACAGGAUGGUUCGAGCAUGUAUUGCAAUUAUCUGUGAACUAGCAAUUCAGAAUCCAGAAGUAGUUGCACUUCGAGGUGGUCUAAGCACCAUUUUGAAAAAUGUGAUUGACUGUCAGUUAAGCCGUAUAAAUGAAGCUCUCAUAACGACCGUCUUGCAUCUUCUCAAUCAUCCAAAGACUCGACAGUAUGUGCGUGCAGAUGUAGAAUUAGAGCGGAUAUUAGCACCCUACACAGACUUUCACUACAGGCACAAUCCAGAUACUGCAGAAGGACAACAGAAGGAGGACCGAGAAGCACGGCUGUCUGCUAGUAAAAUGGGAAUUGUUGCAGCAUUUAGAUCGUGGGCAGGCAUUAUUAGUUUAUGCAAGCCUGGAAAUUCCGGGAUCCAGUCUCUCAUUGGAGUGCUGUGUAUACCUAAUAUGGAAAUAAGGCGAGGACUGCUUGAAGUUCUUUAUGAUAUAUUUCGCCUUCCUCUUCCUAUCGUGACAGAAGAAUUUAUAGAAGCACUUCUCAGUGUAGAUCCAAGCAGGUUUCAAGAUAGUUGGAGACUUUCUGAUGGUUUUGUAGCUGCAGAAGCUAAAGUUAUAUUACCUCACCGAGCCAGAUCAAGGCCUGACCUCAUGGACAACUACUUGGCACUGGUUCUCUCUGCUUUCAUUAGAAAUGGACUCUUAGAAGGUCUAGUUGAAGUAAUCACAAGCAGCGAUGACCAUGUAUCCGUCAGAGCAACAAUCUUACUUGGGGAACUUUUGCAUAUGGCAAACACCAUUCUUCCUCAUUGUCAUAGCCAUCACUUACACUGCUUACCAACUUUAAUGAAUAUGGCAGCUUCUUUUGACAUCGCAAAGGAGAAGAGACAACGGGCCAGCGCUGCACUAAAUUGUCUAAAACGCUUUCAUGAAAUGAAGAAACGAGGACCGAAACCUUAUAGCCUUCAUCUAGAUCACAUUGUUCAGAAAGCCAUGUCAACACAUCAGCGAAGGGAUCAGUAUCGUGUGCAGAAAGACAUUUUUAUUCUAAAGGAUACAGAUGAAGCACUGUUAAUUAACCUAAGAGACAGCCAAGUUCUUCAUCACAAAGAGAAUCUUGAGUGGAAUUGGAAUCUGAUAGGGACCAUACUUAAGUGGCCAAAUAUCAGCGUAAAGUUCAACAAAGAUGAACAGUGGAACAGAUUUAUACGGCGACUGAUGUAUUUUUACAAGCCCAGCAGCAAAUUGUAUGCCAACCUGGAUCUGGAUUACGCAAAGGCCAAACAGCUCACAGUUGUAGGUUGCCAGUUAACUGAGUAUCUCCUUGAAUCUGAAGAGGAAGGAAGACAGGAAGGAAAGAAGGAAGGAAGGCAGGUGCAACAAAAGCAGGAUGGACAUGGUUACCUCGAAGAGUUAGUGAAAGAUAUUGUACACUGGCUCAAUUCUUCUUCUGGACUGAAACCGGAACGCAGCCUACAGAACAAUGGGUUACUUAACACUCUCAGUCAGCACUACUUCUUGUUUUUUGGUACGCUCUCCUGUCAACCCCACGGAGUGAAAAUGCUUGAAAAGUGUAACGUGUUUCAGUGUCUUCUUAAUCUUUGCUCCUUGAAGAACCAGGAUCACUUACUCAAACUGACUGUUUCUAGUUUGGACUACAGCAGAGAUGGAUUAGCAAGAGUCAUUCUUUCCAAAAUCCUAACGGCAUCUACAGAUAGCUGUAGGCUAUAUGCCACAAAACACUUACGAGUACUGCUGAGAGCCAACGUAGAGUUUUUCAGCAACUGGGGAAUCGAGUUACUGGUCACCCAGCUCCAUGACAAGAAUAAAGCCAUUUCUUCUGAAGCACUUGAUAUCCUCGAUGAGGCAUGUGAAGACAAGGCAAAUCUUCAUGCACUUAUUCAGAUGAAACCAGCGUUGUCUCAUCUUGGAGACAAGGGCUUGCUUCUGCUCUUAAGGUUCCUGUCAAUCCCAAAAGGGUUUUCCUAUCUAAACGAACGAGGCUAUGUGACAAAACAAAUGGAGAAAUGGCAGAAGGAGUACAACUUAAAGUAUGUCGAGUUGAUAGAAGAGCAACUCAAUGAAGCACUUACCACAUACCGCAAACCUGUAGAUGGCGAUAACUAUGUUCGCCGGAGCAACCAAAGAUUACAGCGGCCACAUGUCUACCUGCCAGUUCACCUCUAUGGACAACUGGUACACCACAAAACAGGCUGCCAUUUGUUGGAAGCUCAGAGUAUUGUUCCUGACCUGAGUUACACUGUUCGUUCCCCCAUGCUGGAUAAAUGGGAAGGGAUUAAGCAGCUGAAGGCAGCUCUCUGGGCUCUGGGUAAUAUUGGAUCAUCAAACUGGGGUCUGAAUUUGCUUCAAGAAGAAAAUGUCAUCCCUGAUAUAAUGGCACUCGCCCAGCAUUGUGAAGUCCUAUCUAUUAGAGGGACGUGUGUCUAUGUGCUCGGCCUGAUAGCCAAAACAAAACAAGGUUGUGACAUUCUGAAGCAUCACAACUGGGAUGCAGUGAGACACAGUCGUAGGCAGCCUUGGCCAGUCGUCCCCGAUGACAUGGAGCAACUCUGCAACGAACUCUCCUCUAUUCCCAGCACGCUUAGUUUGAACUCUGAAUCUACCAGUUCAAGGCACAACAGUGAAAGUGAAUCUGCACCGUCAAGUAUGUUUAUUCUGGAAGAUGACAGGGUUGGCAGCACCUCUACCAGCACAUUUUUCCUAGAUAUAUCUGAAGAUGCAGAACAGAAUUUCUACGACCGAUCUGGGCCCUUGAAAGAUAAGGAUCGCAAUCCCUUCCCCUUCUUCACUUCCAGCAGGCUUGUGAAGAAUCGCAUUUUAAAUUCUCUAACCUUACCUAAUAAAAAACAUAGGAGUAGCAGCGAUCCUAAAGGUGGCAAACUAUCUUCUUCAGAGAGCAAGAUGGGUUUGAGACGAAAUCGUACAGUAACUGAGCCUUCCAGCAGCAUGGAUUUUACACGAGGCGAGGACUUCGCUCCUAUGUUCCGGGUGCCUAAAAUCCACACUCUGAAACUAGAAACGUCAUUUGUCGGGAGCAGACACAGCGAAGAUGCAGAUAGCACUCCAAGUAUAGGCGAAAAUGACCUCAAGCUUCCCAAAAGCCUUGGCCACGAAAAUCACCGGGAAAAUGCCAGCCGGGAAAGACUGAUAGGAGAGGUUUCUACGCAGACUCACUUCAAAAGCCGUAGCUUGAGUUUCAAUACAGAUACCACAACGAGUGGCAUAAGUUCAAUGAGUUCGAGCCCUUCGCGGGAGACUGUGGGAGUGGACACUACAAAUGUAGACACGGACAGUGGGAGUUUAAGUACUGUGGUGAGUACCAAGACAGUUAAAACAAUCCAGUGCUCAACCCCACAGCCUAACCACCUCCCCCUCUCAAAAUCAAAUUCUGUCUCCCUGGUACCACCAGGGUCCUCGCACACCCUUCCUCGGAGAGCACAGUCGCUAAAAGCUCCUUCGCUCGCUACAAUAAAAAGCCUGGCUGACUAUAACUUCAGCUACACCAGUUCGCGAGAUGCCUUUGGGUAUGCAACGCUCAAACGCUUGCAGCAGCAAAGGAUGCACCCCUCUUUGUCACAUUCGGAAGCCCUGGCAUCUCCAGCAAAGGAUGUGCUCUUCACAGAUACAAUUACCAUGAAGUCUGGUAGUCUAGACUCUCGACUAACACCAAACAGGUUCAUGAGAGCUUUAAGUUAUGCAUCAUCUUUAGAUAAAGAGGAUUUAUUAAGCCCUAUUAACCAAAACACACUGCAGCGUUCUUCUUCUGUUCGUUCCAUGGUGUCUAAUGCUACUUACGGAAGUUCAGAUGAUUACAUUGGGCUUGCUCUCCCAGUUGAUAUCAAUGAAAUAUUUCAGGUAAAGGAAACUCCUUAUUUCCAGAAGAAGACCAUGCCUUCACUUGAUGAACGAGGCGCUAAAAUAUUUCCCCAUGAUGCUGGAGCCUCUCCAGGUGUGCCGAGUGGUUCUUCCGAGAUGGUGAAGAGUCCCUUCCAGAUGCUUCGCCAGCAGAUCAGUCUUACAGAGAUAAUGAACACAAGCCGCUCAGAUGCUUCUCAGUUCCUUGAAAGCAUGGAAGACACAGGGCUCCAAGAGCACACAGAAGAGAAUUGCCUUUAUUGUGUCUGCACACACAUUUUGGGCUACCAGCAAAACAAAGUGAAUUCUUCCUAUAGUCACACCGAAUUUUCAGACAUUCCUUAUUCUGACUGGUGUGGAAAGCCCAUGCACAAUCACUUGGAUGUGGUCCCCCAUUCCUCAAAGUUUUCUGGGAUUUCGGGAUGCAGCGAUGCUGUAUCUCAUGGCUCAACUAGUAGCACCAAGAGUACGGAUAUUGUGAUAGGUGUAAAGUCAAUCCCAGAUGAUACCCCUGUAUGCCGCAUACUACUGAGAAAGGAAGUCUUGCGAUUAGUGAUCAACUUGAGCAGUUCAGUAGGAACUAAAGGACAUGAAACAGGUCUCUUGACAAUUAAAGAGAAGUUUCCCCAAGCAUUCGAUGACAUAUGCCUUUACUCUGAAGUGUCCUACUUGCUAGCCCACUGCACAUUUCGAUUACCAUCCCGAAGGUUCAUACAAGAGCUCUUUCAAGAUGUCCAGUUUUUACAAAUGCAUGAAGAAGCAGAAGCUGUACUAGCAACAAAUCAGCAAACAGCUAACCCAUCAGCUGAAUCCUGACCCCUUGUUUUUUGUGGUGUGGUUAAAUAUGAAGUUGUCGGUAGCCUCGGAUAAUAACGUCUAAUUGACUGGGCGAAGAGAAGAGAAGCAUUCUGGGUACAAGUAACAGAACCUCUCCUCCAUGAAACUUGCUUUCCCAUCCAUCCAUCUGAGCCCCAUGGGAAUUGUUAAAACAAUGAAAGUAGCAAUUACCAAGAUAUGCAAGGAGAACGAAGCACUGAACACUUGCACAGGUUUUCAUUUCACUUAUUUUGAAACGCAGCAUCGUAAUAAUAGAGGACAGCGUGCAGGGACGUGUUGUACAUGGUUGGUUUUUUUACUUCCGUUCAGGACAGAGAGUGAUGCCUUUUAAACCCUGGAUCUCGGAGCAUCUAAGGCUCUAUCUCCAUUGUCACCAAUGGAGCUGCUCGAACUGUGGACGUCAGGGGAUUAAUGACGGCUUUCUGUGAUAUUUUUCCUAAUGUUUGUGAAACACUACUUGGAGAAUUUCUGAUCUCUGAGAGAGAAAGAGAAUCCUUAGUAACUUGGGGUAGUCUUAAGUUAUUUUAUUGUUACAACAGCAAAAAUCCUUAUUUGUGUUAGCAGUCGGUCCAGUUUUGUUGCAGUUACAUGUGAUGAUGUGUUAACUGAACCAAUUAAGGAACUUCACUACAGUUUGAUUU
Messenger RNA from Lacerta agilis (Sand lizard), 5929 nucleotides. RefSeq names its product RPTOR independent companion of MTOR complex 2 (gene RICTOR). Gene Ontology annotation, biological process: TORC2 signaling; positive regulation of phosphatidylinositol 3-kinase/protein kinase B signal transduction. Lineage: Eukaryota; Metazoa; Chordata; Lepidosauria; Squamata; Lacertidae. Gene Ontology annotation, cellular component: TORC2 complex. Bases 66 to 5267 code for a protein of 1733 amino acids. The record is from RefSeq and is a predicted model, not a curated record. Gene Ontology annotation, molecular function: protein serine/threonine kinase activator activity. The transcript has 39 exons.